Molecule: messenger RNA, 6637 nt
Organism: Liolophura sinensis
Lineage: Eukaryota; Metazoa; Mollusca; Polyplacophora; Chitonida; Chitonidae
Product: muscle M-line assembly protein unc-89-like
Exons: 35
Coding region: 249-6497 (2082 amino acids)
Molecular function (GO): protein binding; guanyl-nucleotide exchange factor activity
Source: RefSeq, a predicted model, not a curated record
GCUAUGUUCCAGUCAGUCUAUUAAAAAGUAAAACUGAAACCGAGGAAUCAAAAACUGAAGAUGUCCAAUCAAAGACUUUGAAGCGCCAGUUGAGCAGAAGGAAGUCUGAAGAAGCAGCAUCUUCUGGGGAGGAGGACUCCAUCAGAACACCAGAGCACUUUCCGCUCUAUGUAGCUGUUUCGGACUAUAACCCACCAGAUGGUGCCACUGCCAGCCUCAAACUUUCGGAAGGCCAGUUCGUUGAGGUGAUGGACAUGGAAAACACUGAAAAGUGGCUGGGUCCGCACAAAACCCACAAAAGCUACCCCCUCGAAACAGGGUUGGGUGCCUGCGAGCUACUUGGAGGAGAAAAAUGCAAAAAGGCUCGAGGUCAACGCGGGGAAACGUUCCGUGAAGACAUCAUCAAGAUCAGCAAUAAGCAGCAAGAAGCCCUUGUGAAGAGGAGCGAUGAUAAUGAAGGAUAUGUCUUGACGGACUUGCUGGAAACUGAACGAGAGUACAUCAAUCAGCUGAACAGCAUCAAGGAGUGUUUCCAUGACAACAUGUUCAAGGACAGAAACAUCCCGGACGUCUUGAAGGAGAAGAAGGGAGUCAUUUUUGGAAAUUUGAAAGACAUUCAAGAGUUCCAUUCAGACGUCCUUUUACCAGCUCUUACCAACUGUGCACUUAAUCCAGGAACUGUCGGAAAAGUUAUCCUUAACCUGAAAGAUCAGUUUGAGAAGUAUAUCCCGUAUGGUAGCGAAAGAGACACUGCAGACUUUUUACUUUCAGGGGAAGAUGUAAAGAAAUUCUUAAAGGAUUACAACAGGAAGAGUGGCAGUGAACAAGUGUUACCUGACUGCCUGAGGAGGCCAAUAGCAAGAAUACAUGAAUACCAGGCUGUGUUAAAAGACAUACUGAAGUAUUCAUGCAGAGCAGGUGAGGAUUCCAAAGACAUAGAGGCUGCUAUUCACAUGCUGUCUGAGAUUUUACGACGGAUAGAGGAUGUUAAACUCCUGAGAACUGUGGAGGGAUUUCCUGGUGAUCUGUCCAGUUUAGGAACUCUGAUUCGUCAUGGUGACCUCCAGAUGUGGGAUGAUGAGCCCGUGGGGAAAGGCAAAGACAGACACAUGUUCCUGUUCCCACACAAACUUCUGCUGGCCAAGCCCAACAAGGACGGGAGCGGCUUCAUCCACAAGGCUACGUGUGAGCUACAGGACAUCCAGGUAAAUGAGACUGUCCCGAGUGAUGAUCGCAUGUUUGAGCUGUGGUAUGCUGAGCCUACCUCAGAGAAGCUGACAUUCCAGGCCAGGAGUGUUGUAGCCAAGGAGGCCUGGGUCAAUCAGAUCAGGGAGGCUCUGAAAAGCUUGGGCGUAGAAGAAACAGACAUCAUGCCAGAACAGCAAAGGCCGACAAAAGGCCCGAAAAUCCCGACACCUUCACGCAGAAAGUCCAAAGAUACGAUCAGUCCUGAGAAAGAGGUUCCUCCUCCAGGGGACUCGACAGGAGAAGAUUACCUGUCCUUCGAAUCCCUGGACAGCGAUGUCAGCAGUUACCACACUGCACCUGAAUUUGAGGAUGGAACAACACGUCCUGUGUUCAAGAAGAGGCUCUGCAGAACUGUGGUCAAAGAGGGAGACAAAGCUUGUUUGGAAUGUACGGUAGGAGGAAUUCCCUUACCGACAGUUGCCUGGCAGAAAGGGGUCUAUCCAAUCAAAUCCAGUGAUGAACUUCGCAUUGAGGUACAAGGGGCGUGGAAUGCUUUGGUUAUUCCCGAAACAAUUUGUGAGGACAGUGGAGUCUACACGGCGAAGGCUACGAAUGUCAACGGCUCGGCAGUCUGCAGCGCAGAGUUGACUGUUGGGGAUGGAGUCACAGACCAGGAAUACAUCACCGCCCAAUCGGCAUUGAGCUCAGAAGGGGAGAUAACCCUCCCGGCAAAAAUGGGUCAGAUGGAUAGCUGUGUUGUGGAGGAGGGAAAAAUGGCCAGAUUUGACUGCAAUCUUGUAGCAGACCCCAAACCAGAAAUCAUGUGGUUAAAAGAUGGUAAAAUCCUGACGACAAGUAAGAAGUAUGAAGUGUUAAACCCCCGAGAGGACCUCCACUCAUUGAUCGUGCACGACGUGAACAAGGAUGAUUCCGGCCGUUACGUCUGCUGGGCCAGGAACGAAUUCGGAGAGGCUUUCACUGAAGCCUACCUCAACAUCAUUCCAUCUGCAGAGGCUGAGAGUGAUGUGGAGAGAAUUGCCCCUAAAAUCACAAAGAAAUUCUACGACCUUGUCGCGACAAAUGGGCACUCCGCCGAACUCAAGUUCAAGUUCAUCGGGUCCCCAAUGCCUCACAUUCAAUGGUACAUCAAAAACAAAGAGGUUCUACCACCGCGAGAGUUUGACGUCAAGGUGGAAGGUGAUCAGUGCACAUUCACCUUGAAAGAGGUGUCAAUGGAGGAUGCUGGGAAGAUUAUUGUCAAACUGACCAAUCCGCUAGGAGAAGACCGUUGCUCCGCCCAGUUAACUGUUAUUGAAGAUUUCAGCAAGCCGAGAGGUUUGCCUAAGGUUGCACCAAAAUUCAUAACCCGAUUCACAGACGUUGAUGUGAACCAAGGAUUUGAAGCACGAUUUAAGUCAAAAGUUAUCGGUGAACCCAUUCCCACGGUAACUUGGCUAAGGAAUGGCGUUCCUUUGAAGGAUUGCCCUAGAUACAAGUACGAAGAAUACGGAGAAAUUUUCAUACUGAUCAUCGAAAACGCCGAACAAGGGGACGCAGGAGAAUACAUGUGUGUGGCCAAGAACAAAGCUGGAGAAGCGAGUUGUAAAGCUAACCUCAUGGUGACCAAGGUCGCCAUUCCCCAAGUCAGCAAAAGUGAAAGUACUUACAGAGCAGUAGAUUAUGGUCGUCGGGGGCAACUGGGAAUAUCCCCAAAGAGAGAUGUGAAAGGUGUUAAUGGGGAGAUGGGUCCACAGUUUGGCUAUGCCCCAGUUUUCACAAAAAUGAUCCAGGACUGUGAUACAAAGGAAGGCAGAAGAGCGGAGUUUGAGUGUCGAGCUUACGGCAUGCCGGAACCUACAGCCACAUGGACCCAUAACGGUAUUCCAAUGGAGCGUGGUGACAGAUUCAUCAUGUCAAAGGAUGAGGACAGUAACUAUCACCUGAUGAUAAAAGACGUCCUCCCGACUGAUGCAGGACAGUACUCCUGUAAACUGGCAAACUUUGCCGGCAAGGCCUCCUGCUCGGCAGAACUCAGGGUUGAAGCCUUACCCAGACGUGAUCCUCUCAGACUCUCUCCUGAGCGUGGCAUCGAUGAUGACCUCAAAACACUCAAAAAAGCCAUUACAGAGCCUCCCUCGAUGCCUGACCAGAAGCCAGUGUUGCUGGACAAAACUCCUGACACUGUUCGCCUCUCGUGGUUACCAGCACACGUUCCCUCAAAGUCUCAAGGGGCACAACCCAUCAUGUACAUCGUGGAGUCACGCGAGCUUCCAACAGGCGACUGGAGGAGAAUGGCCAGCAUGAUACCAACCACGGCCUACCAAGCAAAGGGGCUUAACCCAAAUUCUGAAUACCUGUUUCGUGUUCGUGCCGAAAACGACAAUGGCAUGAGUGAACCCACAACUGCUGCUGUUCUGGAAAGACGCCUACCUAAAGAAAAAACAGAUAAAGAGUUCAGGUUGGAAGCAUCCCCGAAAGCAAGAAAAGACACGAUUGGACUUUCAACGGAGUCAAUGACUGGACCCAGCCUCCCGAGUGACCGCCCAACAUUACUGGACAUCCGACCUGAGUCUGUCAGGAUCCAGUGGGUGCCCGUUACUCUGACCGGCCCUGGGGCGGACUACAGACCUGUCAAGUACCUUCUGGAGGUCAAGGAAAUCCCAGGGCCCUGGCGUAAACUGGCCAGCGGACUCACAGGAAACAGCUAUUUCGCCACUGAUCUCAACCCCGACAGAGAGUACAACUUCCGUGUCCGCGCAGAAAAUAAGUUCGCAGAAAGCGAACCGACACUUCCCGCUACUCUACAGAAAGGAAGAGUUGCACCAGGCCAAGGUCGUCUUGACCCCUACUUGUUGGAAAUUCCUAAAGUGCCACCCGCUCUUCCUGCCUCCAAGCCGUAUGUAUCUGACAUUGGAGAUGAGAGUCUGCGGUUGUCAUGGAAACCAGCCGACAUCCCAAAGGCUCUGAAGGGGGUUUCGCCGACUUCGUACCGGAUCGAAGUGCAGGAGCUCCCAAAACAGGACUGGCAGACUCUUGUCAGCUACAUCCCAGACACCACCUAUAGGCUCACUGACCUUCGACCCCGUCAGGAUUAUAAUUUCAGAAUCCGAGCAGAAAACGAAUUUGGACUCAGCGAACCGUCCAGGCCUUUCUACCUGCCAAGGGCAACAACAUACCCUGGAGCUGCGGUCACCAGGCCUGACAUCGUUGAACUUGAACGUGAAGCCGUACGACUGAACUGGCAACGCGUAGAAAUCCCGCAGUUCGAGUCCGAUGAGGAACCUUUGACCUACAUGAUCGAAGGUCGAACGCCCUCUUCUGAUUGGAGGGAGCUUGUUCGCGGCAUUCGUGGGACGUCCCAUCGUCUUGCAGGGCUUGAGACCAGUGAAGAUUACUCGUUCAGAGUUCGGCCAGACUCCAGCACUCGUGGCCUGGGGGAGCCUUCACCACCGAUGUCUCUCUCCAGAGCUUUAGCUCGCACAAGGGUUCCCGUGUCGGAUUUGGAAGUCGAGGAAAUAGAACCAACUUCUGUCCGUCUGAAAUGGGAUCGUGUCCAUAUUCCACCGUUCGAUUCCUCAGAAGAGCCUCUUCUGUACAUGAUUGAGGCCCAGGAGGGUCCGUAUGCUGACUGGCGGACUGUGGCCAGUGGAGUGCCGACAACAGCAUUCCGCCUCACUGACCUGAGACCAGAAAAGGACUACGCUUUCCGUGUCCGGGCAGAGACGGAGUAUGGAAUCUCAGAGCCGUCUCCUCCAAAACCACUCUACCGUAAGCCUCCAGAGGCUCCGAGGUAUCAUUUGGAACCUCCAAGGAUCGACUCAUUUGAUGCUGAAGGAUUACAGUUGUCAUGGAAACCUAUGUCACCCCAUCCUCGAAUCCGCCGCGCUGACCCACCCAAAUACACCAUCGAGAUGCGAGAAGCCCCUCAAGCCGACUGGCGACCAGUGGCUGCUGGGGUACCAGACACAAGUUUCCGAUUGACUGGCCUCAGACCAGAGCAGGAUUACACAUUCCGUGUACGUGCGGAGAUGCCACGCCUCCCAGAGCCAGUGGCGCUAAUCACGCCAGCUGUCAGUCUGCUGAGGGGUGGAGUACCACCAGUAAUGCCUAGUUCAGCUCCCACGAUAUCUAACGAAAAACCAAACUCAUUGCGCUUGUCAUGGAGACCAGCCAACCUCCCGUCAUAUCUCACAGGAGAAUCUGGACCAAUCAGAUACCAGGUGGAGAUGCUGGAGUCACCGAGCACAGAGUGGCGAACACUAGCCACCCGUCAUCCGGAUCUGUCCUUUGAAGUCUCGCGACUCCACCCAGACAGAGAGUAUGCUUUCAGAGUCCGUGCCCAAACAGAAAGCGGAACAAGUGCCCCAACAGCACCUGCGUACCUAUACAGGAAACCAAUUCCACACUUGCCCAAGGCUGAACCCCUGCUGUCGGACAUCCGCCCUGACUCAGUACGGCUCACCUGGCAGGCAGUCGACGUCCCUGGCAAAGUGACAGACUUCCAGAAAGUCCUUUACAUGAUUGAGAUGCAAGAACCGCCCAGCCAGACCUGGACACCCUUCGUCAGAGAUGUUCACGAAAUCAACCACAGGGUACAAAACCUCCGCCCAGAUAAGGACUAUGUGUUCCGUGUCAGAGCUGUGACUGAUCAGGGAAUGAGUGAGCCAACGAUGUCUGUGUAUCUGCCAAGGAGAGCUGUUCAACCCCGGCUCCCAAUGGCAGAACCUUACAUCUCUGAGGUCAAGGUCGAUUCAGCGCGGUUGUCAUGGACACCAGUUGACACUCCACCUUUUGGUGCCCAGAUGGUUCCCACGACAUACAGGGUAGAAAUUCAGGAGCCUCCUAACACGAACUGGCAGACGCUGGUGCGUAAACUACCCACCACCAACUACCUGCUGACGAACCUACGCCCCGACAAUGCGUAUUGUCUGAGAGUCCGCGCGGAGAACGACUAUGGAGUUAGUGAACCCACACGGGCUGUACAGCUGCCCAGGAGAGCUGUUGCUCCAGUAGUUCCAAGUGACAUCCCUCUGGUCACUGAUGUGAGGCGUGGCUCAAUGCGGUUGACGUGGCAACCCGCCAACGUACCAUCUUACGGAGGGUCUAACAUGACCUUGCCAGUGACGUACACGAUCGAGGCGCGAGAGCCUGGACAUGACUGGUCUCCCUUGGUGCGAAGAAUUCCACACACAUCUUAUUUCCUGUCGGGACUCAAACCAGAAGGAGGGACUACGAGUUCCGAGUUCGUGCUGAGAGUCAGUACGGUCUCAGUCCUCCUGGACCGUCUACUGCGUUGCCACGGCAACUAGUUGCCAGAAUCCCCAUCGAAACUCCAGAAAUCAUCGACAUUGAGCCCGACGGCCGCAGUCUAACUCUUCGAUGGCGGAGGGCAGAUAUUCCUUCUCGUGGUGCAAGUGAGCUUAUUACGUAUAUCAUUGAGGCCCAGGAA